Molecule: messenger RNA, 369 nt
Organism: Diabrotica virgifera virgifera (western corn rootworm)
Lineage: Eukaryota; Metazoa; Arthropoda; Insecta; Coleoptera; Chrysomelidae
Product: disks large 1 tumor suppressor protein-like
Exons: 3
Coding region: 70-369 (99 amino acids)
Molecular function (GO): protein binding
Source: RefSeq, a predicted model, not a curated record
GUUGGAAUUUGCGAACUGGAAGUUUGGGAGUUUACGCGCUCGGGUCGUAUAGCGGCAAAGGCCGCUGGGAUGUAUCACGCUUACGAUUACUUCAGAUACAGUCCGGUGCAACUGCAUACGAGGAAAUAUAGAGUGACAGAAGCACAUAGAGCUUUAGAACUUCUAGAGGACUAUCAUUCAAAGCUCACAAAACCUCAAGACAAGCAACUGCGAUUAGCCAUUGAACGUGUCAUCAGGAUUUUUAAGUCGCGUCUAUUCCAGGCACUAUUAGAAUUUGGUAUGAAUAGCGAAGCUUCCAAAACGGUACAGAUAUCUUCCCAAAAUGUUACAGAGAUCUUCCAAAUCGUUACAGAAAUCUUCCAACUGUAA